CUUCUAUCAGAUCUGCUGUUUUCAGAUAGUCAUGGCCCUGGCUCCAGUUACCUGCAUCGUUCUUGUGCUGCCAUUCCUGGUGCUCGCAGCUGUCAAUGCUACUCGCGUCGACAAUGAAGCAGAAACGAUCUUUGCGGGAGGGGUGGAUGCGACACAUGAUCCACGAUAUGUGUCUACUAUCCUGGAAAAAGAAGCACUAAGCAGCGUUGUGGGCGAAACUUACUGUUGCCUCAAGAACGGAUGGGGCUGCAUGCAGGAGUGCGAGAAAGGCAAAGAGUACCAGUGCUGCCUCAGGAAUGGGUUUGGGUGCAUGCAGAACUGUGAGACAUCCAAAAAGUACUCCUGCUGCCUCAAGAAUGGAUUCGGCUGCCUGUGGAAGUGCGAGGAUGGUGUGGAGCACUACUGCUGCGAGCGGAAUGGCUUUGGCUGCACCAAGAUGUGUCCCAAAACAGUCACUACUGGCAACCUGUAAACUGGAUAUGUACUGUGGCUCUGGAUAUGGAUGUAUGGGUUUGGCUGCCGCCAGAGUUUAAAUAAAAUGCUACUAUUAUACGCAGAGCUCUCUUGGCUCC
Messenger RNA from Selaginella moellendorffii, 572 nucleotides. RefSeq lists its product as uncharacterized. The transcript has 3 exons. The record is from RefSeq and is a predicted model, not a curated record. NCBI's taxonomy places the organism in Eukaryota, Viridiplantae, Streptophyta, Lycopodiopsida, Selaginellales, Selaginellaceae. The coding region runs from base 32 to 472 and encodes 146 amino acids.